AUGGCGUCGUUAUUGCGAGCAAAUCGUUUUAUUCGAUUCGUGUUACGAAAAUUUCAUUGUAUAAUAGAAGAUAGUCAUACACCGGAUACACCGUUACGAAACAAACCGAAAAUGAGUCCACCAGCUGACCAUGAGCUGCUUCCUGGGAUGUCGCCGAAAGUGUUCCGAGAGACGGACUACGAACUCCAUCUCGGUCCUAUCCCGGCAACAGGGAACGAGGCAAAGGAAAGUAAUUAUAAGAAUCCCGAGUACUUCUCGUACCACAACUAUUCGUUCUACGACAUCGGGCGUGCGAUUGGGUGUGCGUACCGUGUGCAACCGAGUGCAUUAUCAAACAAAGCUCAAUCAUUCCGACUACCUUGGCAAAAUACAGAGGAAGUUCCGGACGAUCGCGUGGAGAACUGUCCAAAGUGUCCAGAGAACGAUAAAUCACGGGAAAAUGAUAUAAAAUAA
Anopheles coustani is the source of this 453-nucleotide messenger RNA. RefSeq lists its product as uncharacterized. The record is from RefSeq and is a predicted model, not a curated record. Bases 1 to 453 code for a protein of 150 amino acids. Gene Ontology annotation, cellular component: mitochondrion. The transcript is spliced from 3 exons. NCBI's taxonomy places the organism in Eukaryota, Metazoa, Arthropoda, Insecta, Diptera, Culicidae.